Molecule: messenger RNA, 2400 nt
Organism: Cavenderia fasciculata
Lineage: Eukaryota; Evosea; Eumycetozoa; Acytosteliales; Cavenderiaceae
Exons: 4
Coding region: 1-2400 (799 amino acids)
Molecular function (GO): protein binding
Source: RefSeq, a predicted model, not a curated record
AUGAAGUUCUAUGUUCACUUUGAAUCUCAACCUGAACAUACUCUAAUUGUAGUCACUGAUAAAGUUCCUCAUGUUUUGACUGUAUCCGAUUUGAAAUUGUACUUUAUUCAAAAUUAUAGAAGUGUUCAUGGCGAGAGUACAAAUGAAUUGACUGGCAACAAUACCGACAUCAAAGAUCAAAAGGGAAGAAAGGUAGUUGACACAACACUCAUUGGCAAAUGUGCAAAGAAUGGUGAUGAUUUAUUCAUUGUAAAGAAUUCAAAUCCUCCUGGUGAGUUUAUUCCACUGGUUGCACCAAUUGUUACCCCUCAACCUGUUCCAGUACCAACUACCACGACUCCUCAACCUGUCGCAACUACAACUACACCUUCAUCUAGUUCAACAAAAAAGACUACAACAACAACAAAACAAACAACAACAAAGAUUCAACUUAAAGCAAAUCAUCCAGUUUAUAGUAUUGAUGGAUGUGAAUCAAAGUUUAAAAAUGUAAUUGAGAGUUUAUUGCAACGUGGUAAUGAACUAUACGACAAACAAUCAUACAAACAAGCUGUUGAAGUGUACAACAACAUUCUUCAAAUCUAUCCAAAAGAAUUGAAUUCAUUGUUCAAGUUGACACAUAUCUAUCUUCAAGCUAAAAAGUAUGAUCUUGCAAUCAAAAACAUUGAACUAGCAACUACCAAUCCACUCAAAGAUUGGAAUAUUUAUUUAUUAUAUGGUAAAACAUUAAUUGAACAAAAGAAAUUUGUUGAAGCAAGUCAACAAUUAAAGAAAACAUUGGAUUUGAUGGGAAAAAGUCAUAAACAGUAUGCAGCGGUAAAUGCUAUAUUUGGAAGGACAUUGUAUGACACCAAAAUACCAAAUAAUAUGCAACAAGGAUGUGAUUUACUCAAUGAUAUUGUACAUGCCGACGAAAGCAACAUUGAAGGGUUGAUUGGAUUUGCACACAUUUUAUACGACCGUAAUCAAUUUGACAAUGCGUUGAUGGUGUUGAUGCAGUUGUUGACUCGGUUGGGAUCGGCACCUACACUGGCUGCCACUGUCUACUCGUUGAAUGUACACCAGCCAUUUGACGAGUUGUCACCACACCGUGAGUUUACCAAGGAGCGUAUCGCACACAUUGUCAAAGAGUAUGGUGUCACCUUUUUAAUGAACCAACUCAACAAGUCGGCUGUCAAUGCACCGGUGCUCGGCUACUUUGCAUCGAUCAUCAAAGAGUAUGGUGCGAUUGACGAGUCGGUUGAACUCAGCCAAAAGGCAUUCGACAUGGACAAGACUUCGGCCAACCAUGCAUUGACCCUCGUUCACGGACUCGAAGUAUGCAACCGUUACGAAGACGCCAUUCAAGUGUGCAUCAAGUAUCUCCAACUCUCACGUCCACGUGGUCUCUCUCAAGCCGGUCCACCACCCUCUAGCAACAAAAACAAUCUACCUCUAACCUGUGGUUCCAUCCUCACCAUCAUUUCAAAGUAUAUCAAAGAUUUUAAUCAUCUUUCAAAAUAUCAAUCUUUUAAAAUUCAUGAACAAAACGAUAAUACUUUAUCCUCUUCCUCGUUUACUUCUACUAUACCAACUCCAGCAAAUUCAUUUAAAACAACUACAACAAGUGAAAAAGAAGAAAUGAUUAUUAGCUCUUCAUCAAGUUCAACAAAAUAUACAAAAGAUGAUGAAGACUUUUUAGCAUUUUGGUAUACAAUUGUAAAGGUAUUAUAUGUACAUGGUAUAUUGGAACCAUUACCAGAAUUGAUUGAUCUUUUAGAACCAACAAGAGUAGGACGUAAUCUUCACUUGACAACGGUUCGUAAUGAACAUGCCUACUUUUGUUGUAUCUCUCAACUCAUGCUCUCCUACAAAUCAUUGCCAGUACCAAACAACCGUCCCAUCUACAUUGCCGGUGACAGUCAUGCAAUGAGUUUGUCGUGGACACCAAUCACUGUCAACGGUGAACCACGUCUAUUCCAUCCACUCUUGACAACCGGUCUCAAGAUGUGGCAUCUUCGUCCAACCAGUAAAUUCUUCCCCAAGAUGAACUUUUAUCGUAGUACUUGUAAAGCUCCAAAAGGUUCUGAAAUCAUCUUCAUGUUUGGUGAAAUUGAUUGUCGUGAAGGUAUCAUUUUAAGUGUUGAAAAGUCAUUAAAAGAUUUAAUUGCAAAAUAUGAUUACAAGGCAUAUAUUCAUCCAGUAGUACCUGUAUUGAAUGAAACUAGAUUCCUUGUAAAGACAUUUAACCGUAUCCUAAAGGAAAAGAUUGAACAAAGUAAAGAACUUCAUUGGUUGGACUUUUUCGAUAGUCUCUUGGAUGUCGAUGGUGGUUUCAACACCAAAUAUGCACUUGAUGGUACUCAUAUGAAUCCAUCUUAUAUUCCAUUAAUUGAAAAUUCAAUUAAUAAAUACUACCAAUAA